Molecule: messenger RNA, 1335 nt
Organism: Closterium sp. NIES-67
Lineage: Eukaryota; Viridiplantae; Streptophyta; Zygnematophyceae; Desmidiales; Closteriaceae
Source: the annotation of a GenBank genome assembly
CAUAAAUUCCUCAUUUCACUCGAAAGUAUCAACUUUCAAUACUCGCUGCGCUUUCAGACGAGCUCCUAGCUACUCAAAGCUUCUAGCUCUUCUCCCGCAGCAGAUUCUCUCUCAGGCGCUCCCACACACACUCUCACACCAUGGCUGCUCUCGCUGCCCGCCAGGCUCUCGCCUCCCUCACCUUCAGCGCCAGCGUUCGCGGCGCUGCGCUCUCCACCCCGCGCCUCACCGCCUCCCCUGCCGCCGCCGCCGUUCCCCGCGGCCUCGGGCUCACCACGACGGCGCUCUUCUCCUCCAAGAAGACCGCCGCGGCGCCCGCUAAGACCACCUCCUCCAAGAAGCUUCGCACGGAGGACGGCAUCUUCGGCACCUCCGGCGGGUUCGGCUUCACGAAGGCUAACGAGCUUUUCGUCGGCCGCGUCGCCAUGCUCGGUUUCGCCGCGUCGCUCAUCGGCGAGGCGGUCGACGGACGCGGCAUUCUCGGGCAGCUGAACCUCGAGACCGGCAUCCCCAUCACGGAAGCCGAGCCGCUGCUGCUCUUCUUCAUCGGCUUCACCGUGCUCGGCGCCAUCGGCGCGCUCGGUGACCGCGGGCGCUUCGUCGACGAGGAGGUCCCGCGGUUCGUCCCCGCGAAGCCCGGGAGCCUGCGGUCCGCGCUCGGCCUGAGCGAAGACGGCCCGCUGUUCGGGUUCUCGAAGGCGAACGAGCUCUUCGUGGGACGCAUGGCGCAACUAGGGUUCGCCGCGUCGCUCGUGGGCGAGGUGAUCACUGGGAAGGGUGCGCUUGCGCAGCUGAACAUCGAGACGGGCGUGCCUAUUUGGGAGAUCGAGCCCCUGAUUCUGGCGAGUAUCGCGCUUUUCUUCAUCGCCGCGAUCAACCCCGGCACGGGCAAGUUCAUCAACGACGACGAGGAGUAACUCUUCGUCACUCUUCGCCAAUCUUCCUGAAGGCGGGUGAACUGAUUUCGGCGUGAUGGAAUAAGUGCGAAGGCACUGUUCUGAGAGCAAUUUUGGUAUGUACAAUUUCGGUUUUAGGUCUGGGUUGUUUUUUUUCCUUUUCCCCAUGUCGUUGACAUUGCUGUAGCAUUUGAAACAGAAAAUGAGCAUAAUUCGUCUACCUUCAUUCUAUAUUCACCUGUUGUCCGUCCCCUCGUUCUCAUCCACCCAUUAAACGAGGGGAGAAAGAAGCACAUGAGGCAAUUCGAAAAUGAACCAUUGAAGCGGUUCUUGGCACUGGGGCGGAUGGGGGUGAGGGCGUGGGAGCGCGACGCACUGAGAUCGAGCAGCCUUCAGGCUGGUUGUAGAGGUAUGGUGGCAUACCCCCAGUUGCCUGUGC